Molecule: messenger RNA, 5923 nt
Organism: Gasterosteus aculeatus aculeatus (three-spined stickleback)
Lineage: Eukaryota; Metazoa; Chordata; Actinopteri; Perciformes; Gasterosteidae
Gene: acin1a
Product: apoptotic chromatin condensation inducer 1a
Biological process (GO): RNA splicing
Cellular component (GO): ASAP complex; precatalytic spliceosome
Molecular function (GO): RNA binding
Source: RefSeq, a predicted model, not a curated record
UGGGUGGAGGAAGGCGUUGCUCGUCGCUCUCGCUGGGAACGGACUAGAGGAACGGAAAAUGGCGGACCUCGAAGACGUUACGCUGGACGGGAGACCGCUCCAGUCCCUUCGAGUAGCGGAUUUAAAAGCUGCUCUUGAGGAGAGAGGACUUUCGAAAAGUGGGCAGAAGAAUGCUCUCGUUAAAAGACUCAAAGGGGCACUCAUGCUUGAGAAUCUUCAGAGGACCUCCACUGCUAACAUUGGACUGCAGCCAAACUCACAGAUUGGUGAGGAAAUGAGCCAGAACAGCUUUAUCAAGCAGUAUCUGGCUAAGCAACAGGAGCUUCUGAGGCAGCGGCUGGAAAGAGAGGCCCGCGAAGCAUACGACACAAAUGAGCCAGAGGACCACACAGAAGUCAAUAACAGUACAUCAUGCCCUCCUCAAGCCCAGGAGGCCACGCCAGGAUUGGCUGAGCAGCACAAGCCGCCCGGCCCGUCUGGUGUCGACAAUUUGUUUAGUGCAGUGAAUAAGGAAGAGGGCAACAGGAACCAGGAGGCUGAAAUGCCCGGUCCUCCCGCUUCUGGCUCUAUGGCUGUAGGCGUCCCUGACGGCGAGCAUCGGCCAGAGAAGGGGUCUGCCUCCAAAGAAGCCCCUUCAGACAGCGACGACGACGAUAGUGAGGAUGGCGAGGAGGAUGGGGGCGAUGACGACGAUUGGGAAAGCGGCACUCGGAGGAGAAGCCACAGAGAGCCGGCCAGAGCGCCCACAACCAGAGAGCGGUCCGGAGCCCCCUGUCAACCCCCGCAGCAACACAUGCCCUCCCUUUUGUCCCCUCAACUCCGCCAGCCAACUCCUCCUCCCUCCCCACCCCCAGAGCUGUCUUUCCCACUGCCUGACACCCCGAAACAGAGCCCCCCGAGUCCAGAUGUAGCCCAAGCCAGGCGCUCAUCGAGCACCUCCAGCUCUGGGUCCUCCAGCAGCGGCAGCCGCAGUAGCAGCCCAGAGCCCCAGAGAAGUGGGCAUGCCGAGCGCAAGCCGGGCCCACUGACCCUUCUGGCACGUAAAAUGGAGUCAGAAGGAGCGUUCUCUGGAGCAGGUUGGCACCACGCCAGUGGGGCAGGUGAAAGGCAAGACGGAAGUUCUCUGGCAACAUCUUUUCCUGGUAGAGGGCCUCCAGAGGGUCUGGUGUCUGCCAUCACUCACACAGCCAACACUGCCGGCCACGUGUCCUUUCCCACAAUUCCAGGCAUUAACCAGGGUAUCCCAGGAGCACAUUCGGCUCAUAUUCAACUACCUGUUGGUGUGCGCAAAGCCACUGCAACAGAAGAGAGGCACUCUGAAAUAGAACGAGAAAGGGCUCUAGAGCUGGAGCGGCAGAGGAAACUUGAGCAAGAACGAGCAAUGGAAGAAGAGCGGGAAAGAGCUGAUGUGCUGGAGAGAGAGGAAAGACAGAGGGCACUUGACCAAGAGCGAAUGGAACGACAGCAGGCCUUGGAAAGAGAAGAACGCGAGAAAGCUUUGCAGCGGGAGAGAGAACUCACCCUCGAACGAGAGAGACAGGACAGGGAAGUAGCUUUGGCUAGAGAGAGGGAAGAGAGGGAGCGAGCCUUGGCUCAAGAGAUGGAGAUAGAGAGGCAGAAGGAGCUUGAGAGACAGAGGGCCCUGGAGCAGGAGCGUCAGGAGAGAGAGAGGCGGGAAAGAGAAGAAAUGGAGAGGGCAAGGGCCUUGGAGCAGGAGAGGAAGGAGCGAGAGAGGGCGCUUGAGCAGGAAAGGCUUCAGAGAGAGAGAGCUCUGGAGGCUGAGAGAAAGGAAAAGGAGAGGAUCGAGCGGGAAAAGGCUCUGGAGCAGGAGAGGUUGGAAAGGGAAAGGUUGGAGAGACAGAGAGCCUUGGACCAAGAGAGACUGGAGAGAGAGAAAGCCUUUGAGCAACAGAGAGUGGAAAUGGAGAGAGCCCUGGAGAAGGAGCGACUAGAGAGAGAGAAAGCCCUUGAGAGAGAGCGUUUGGAGAGAGAGAAAGCCUUGGAGCAAGAGAGAAUGGAGAGAGAACGAGCUCUAGAACAAGAAAAAUUGAAGCAAGAGAGAGCCUUGGAGCAGCAGAGGUUAGAGCUUGAGAGGAAGGAAAAGGAGAGAAUUGAGAGGGAGAAAUCAUUGGAGCGAGAAAGGAUAGAGAAGGAAAAGGCCUUGGAACGAGAAAGGGAGGAGAAAGAAAGAUUGGCAAGAGAGGCAGCACAGAAAGAGGAGAGGGAGAGAGCUCUGCAGCAGGAGAAGCUUGAGAGGGAGGAGAAAGAGAGGGCUCUGGAACAAGAGAGGCUAGAAAAGGAGAAGGCCAUGCAGAAAGAAAAGGAGGAGAUGGAGGCCGAGAGAGCUCGGAUGGCUGAGAGGGAAAGUCACCUCCCUCCGUCCAAGCGCGGCCGUGACAUCGGUCUCACCUCCUUGUCCACUCCUCUCCCCCUUUCUGCUGUACCAGGUAGAAAGUCCUCAACAAAGGGGGGAGAGCAGGAAGAUGAUCAUGCUUCAAAGUCCCGGGUUGAAGCAGACGAACACAGCGCCACCACGUCACCAACGCCUCCGGUGCCUCAAUCCUCCUUUAGGAAGUUCCGGUUCUCAAGGGACAGCCCGAUUCAGCUGCAAUCUUCCUCCCCUUCCAUGGUCAUCAAGCGACCUCGUAACUUCUCCGAUACCCCCCAGCCCCAGGCCUCACCUGGCUCCUCCCUCACCGACAGCGCAAAAAGCCACGAGGAAGGACUCCAGUCCUCCACUGAACAGGAAGGCCCGGAGAAGGUGACAAAGCAGGAGGUCACGGGACACGUGGGGGGCACUCCGGAGGAGGAGACCACACUUGCCCCGGUUUCCGAAAAAGAUGGAGCCAAGGGCUCUGUGUCGGAGGACAAGGAAAAGGAAUACACCAGAAAAGUGGAUGAAAGCCAUGCUACAAACCCACUGGACAGCGCACAGCGUAGGGGAAGAGACGCGAAGAAGGAAGAGAAGCAAGCGAGACAAAGAUCAACGUCUAAUGAUUCCUCAUCCUCAGAAUCCGACUCUGGGUCCUCAUCCUCCGGGUCUUCUGGCUCAUCCUCGUCCUCUCAAGAGAAGACUAUCUCCACUACAAGAGGCAGACGGGAAGGGGAACCUGACCGAGAUAUCUCACCACAGCACCAGAUGACACGACAUGCAAAGGCUGAGGGUUUAAAGGAAACUCAUACAGCCUCCCCUUGUAAAAGAGACCCGCCUGUAGAGAAGAGUAAAGCAGCCGCUGAUGGAGAUACUCCCACAAAGAAAACAAUCAUGGACGCGCCAACCAGAGAGGAGUCACAAAGAAAGAGGACAAACAAGGAAGAAGAAAUGGACAAAAAAAGGCAGGUGAAGGAGACUGCCAUGGCAGAGGCUGAGAAACUUCCAGAGACCAACGAGGAGACGCCAAAGGCCUUUUCCGCUCGUAAGAUCUCUAUCAGCAGCAGUAAAAUGUCCCCAGGCACUGGCAGUGCCGAGGUCGAGCAGGACGCAGGAGCCGCAGCCGGUCGCAAGAGGAGGUGGGGCUCCAGCACAGCCGUCACUGCCAAGAAACCUUCCAUCAGUAUCACCACCGAUUCACUCAAGUCCCUGAUCCCAGACAUUCGCCAGAGUCUCGGGCAGGAAGCAGUUGUGGACCUGGACCCGGAGCAAGCAGUCCUCUCUGGGCCGGAGGAUGAAGAGAAAGAGCGGGCUGACCAAGACCUUCAAAUUCAACGUACUGUAACACAGGUGGUGCACUUGGAGAGUCAGGAGAAUGGAGAGAAGGAGACAAAGAAGAGCAGACAUGAGGAUUCGGAGGAAGAGGACCCACAGGGAGACGGGGAAAGGACCGGGGCUCCCAGCGACAAAAUGGACACCUCGUUCCCUGGAGCCAUGGAAACCCAGUCUCCGUCACACACCAGCCAUGAUGUAGAAAGCAACACUGUGACCCCCAGCGACACCUUCAUCCGUCGCUCCAUCAGCCAGCAGAAAACGGGUGUCUCCAUCACAAUUGAUGACCCCGUUCGCUCGGCCCGGAAGCCUUCGCCCCCUCGAGGGAAAGUCUCCAACAUUGUUCACAUCAGCAACCUGGUGAGACCGUUCACCCUGGGGCAGCUUAAGGAGCUGCUCAGCAGAACCGGCACCCUGUUGGAGGAGGGCUUCUGGAUAGACAAAAUCAAGUCUCACUGCUUUGUCACCUACUGUAGCCCAGAGGAGGCCGUUGCCACACGGGCAUCUCUUCAUGGGGUGAAAUGGCCUCAGAGCAACCCAAAAGUCCUCCGUGUGGACUUCUGCCAGAAGGAUGAGCUGGACUUCCACAAAGGCUUGGCAGACAGGCCCGCGGCAGAGGACCAGGGGCCCGGAGCCGCCCGCGGGCGACCUCCGGGCCUGCCCUCCCUCCUCCCUGAGCGCGACCAGUGGGCUGAGCGCGAGCGGGAGAUGGAGCGCCGGGAGAAGGGGAGAGCUGAGCGGGAGUGGGAUCGCGACAAGGUCCGAGAAUUUGGGAAACCGGGUGAAGAGAAGGAGGGAGGUCCUCCCAGGUCACACUCCAGGGAGAGACGCCGCAAGGAGCGGGGAAAAAGCAAGGAGAAGAAGACCGAGAAGAAAGAGAAACCAGCCGAGGAUCCCCCUGCAAAGCUGCUUGAUGAUUUGUUCCGCAAAACUAAAGCGGCUCCUUGCAUAUACUGGCUUCCACUUACGGAUGAAGAGUUUGUUCAGCGGGAAGCUGCCCGCGCAGACCGGAUGAAGGAGCGGGAGAAACGGAGGAAGGAGCAGGAUGAGGAGAAGGAGAAGAAAAGGGAAGAGGAGCGCAAGGAAAGGAUGAAGGCUGGAGGUGUGCCAACUGGAGAGCGCAGUGAGGGGGAGAAAGACAGGGACAGAGAGAGGGACAGAGACCGAGGGAGGGACAGGGAGCGGGAGAAUGACAAACGCAGGGAUGGCUACCGUAGACCAGAGGGCCGCGGGGAAGACGGGGGGCGCCGCUCUCGCAGCCGCAGCGACCCGCGAGAAAGGCGGCGUUAAUGGCCAACCGCCCGAUGGAACUGUCCUAGAGACUCCCUCUUCCGUUUGCCUUUCACUACAUGUACUUUCUUACAACUAAGACCCAACCGAGGACCAACUGACGUUGUCGCCAUCUCUCAAAUUGUCACCUUUUUUAAGCACAUCUACACCUACAGUCUUGCUUAAAAGGGACCAUGAUCUCUUUGCUGCGCUGUUUCCCAGAGUGCUGUACGACACGCGUCAGUCGAGUAUUGAUAUAUUUUCUUAUGUUUGUUUUUUUUGUUGUUUUUGCGGUGUGGCACCCCCCUUUGCUCCAAAGUGUAGGUGCCAAUUAUGAUUUGCUAUGACCAGUUGUCGCCUCGGUGUUUCAACAGCUGUGGAAUCGAGAUGAGGAAUCCUUUUGUUGCUGCAUGUAGUCCAAGGCUCUCCUUGCCAGUCCUGCCUAAAGAGAAGACCUCUGUGCAGAGGCUUGCAUAAAUCAGAAAAUAUUGGAAGAGGUGUGUUUGGCAUUUUGUACAGACAUAUAACAUAACUCGAAAUCAAGUCUUUAAGUGAGGCAGCUCUGGGGUAUUUUGGACAGGUGUGGAAUAACUACUAACGCAAUGAAGUGUUCCUCCCUCCCCCUGUCCCCUGUUUAGUAAAGAGAUGAGACUCUUCUCGUUGGUGUCCAGGCCCGUCACAUCUGACACAAGUUAUUAUCAUGUUCUUAUCAUUGAUUCUCUUCUUCCUCCUUUCCUGUCCUUCCUCCCCUUCUCUUACCCGGCAAUAUCGAUACAGGCCCAAGAGAGGGGGGGGUGCAUUAUGAGUUACCAAUGGUUUUAAUAUUGUUUUUUAAUCUUUAAUUUUAUCUUCGUAUAAAGGUAUGUUUUUCUUUUCUUUCUUUUUUAAUUUCUUCUUUGAGUACGCCUAUCAGUGGUGAAUGUACAAAUAAUAAAAAAUUGACAUUUGAAA